Galeopterus variegatus (Sunda flying lemur) is the source of this 1831-nucleotide messenger RNA. RefSeq names its product renalase-like. Gene Ontology annotation, molecular function: oxidoreductase activity, acting on NAD(P)H. The record is from RefSeq and is a predicted model, not a curated record. Gene Ontology annotation, cellular component: extracellular region. NCBI's taxonomy places the organism in Eukaryota, Metazoa, Chordata, Mammalia, Dermoptera, Cynocephalidae. The transcript is spliced from 6 exons. The coding region runs from base 1182 to 1718 and encodes 178 amino acids.
AUUUUUUAACAUAAAAGUUGUAAAUGAUUAUGUGCUCAAUGUUUCCUUUUCAAUUCCAUCUUUUAUUUUUAUGCUUAGAAAGUCUUCUUAGGCUAUAUACGUUCAUCUAUAUUUCAUUACUGUUCUUUUAUAAUUCAGUAGAUAUACAUAAUAUUAAUCCAACACCGAUUGGAUGCAUUGUAAUUUUUUCAUGAUGUGGACAUAAAGUAAAACCUCUGAUUUUUAAAUGCUUUCAAUAUAACUGGCUACUAUUGUUACUUGUUUUUCUAGAGUUUUCCAGGUAAUAACUUAUUUGAAUAUCAGUGUAACUUAAUUCUGUAUUUCUUUUAGUAGUUCAGACUUCUCAUUGCUUUUCGUUAUUCCAUUAACUUUCAGGACUAUGUUGGAGGAGGGGGCAGAGGUAAUGGCACGAAUCCUCUUGUUCACGUUUAGGAGUAUAUCCCUUACAACUUAUGGGAUGUGUUCUGACAUAGAGCUCAGUAUUUAUCGAAGACAUAAGUGAUUACAAUUUUCUGGUGAAUCAAAUAUCUUCAGUCUUCACAGUUUUGGAAAGGAUACAUCAUUGUCCCCAUUUCACAGAAAUUUCAGGAAGGUUACAUAACAACACAAAAUCCUCGAACCAACUUAAGAAAAAUUUCUCCCUCAUUCCAAAAUGCUUUUCCAUUAUGUGAGUAGUGGCCAUUUGGACACUAGAGGAACGCUUGCCCCGGCACCGCCCGUAUAUUCCACUUGCAAACCUAGAAUAUUAACACAGCAAACAUCCCAGCGGGCACAGUCACCCAGGUAGUCAGGUGAGGCUGGCUUCCGGCGGUCGUCAACACCAGCCCGUGGCGGGGCGGGCUGUCACGCCACGACCUACACCAUUUCCAGGCUUUUCUGGGCGAGUGGCAAGGGCGGGAGUUUAGAACUUCUCCGGUGACGCCGGACUUUGGGGCCCUGUAGGCCCAAAGCGAGGGGAGAGCCCCGGUUCUCCGCAGCCCCGAGGUCCGCUCGUCUUCGGGGCUGGCCGGCCUCGGCUCCGGUCGCCUCCUGUCCGCCCCCUGCAGGCCAGCUGGUGGGACCGCCCAAGGCCCGGGUCGGGGACAGGGGCGCGCAGCCCAGAGAGCGCUGGCGGUUCCACCAACCCCGGGCCGGCCGGCCUCACCGCUGAGACGCGGUGCUGAUCCGGGCUCCCUCCCGCCAUGGCGCGCGUGCUGAUCGUGGGCGCCGGGCUGACAGGAAGCUUGUGCGCUGCGCUGCUGAGGAAGGAGACGUCCGGUCCCUUGCAGCUCGCAGUGUGGGACAAGGCUGGGGAUUCAGGUGGAAGAAUGAUUACCGUCAGCAGUCCUCAUAAUCCACAGUGCGCAGCUGACUUGGGUGCUCAGUACAUCACUUGCACUCCUCAUUAUGCCAAAAAACACCAGAGUUUUUACGAAGAACUGUUAGCUCAUGGCAUUUUAAAGCCACUGACCUCUCCUAUUGAAGGAAUGGUGAUGAAAGAAGGAGACUGUAACUUUAUGGCACCUCAAGGAAUUUCUUCAAUUAUUAAGCAUUACUUAAAAGAAUCAGCAGGUGCAGAAGUCUUCUUCAGACAUUGUGUGACCCAGAUCAACCUGAGAAAUGACAAGUGGGAAGUCUCCAAAGAAACAGGCUCCCCUGAACAGUUUGAUCUUAUUGUCCUCACGAUGCCAGUUCCUCAGAUUCUACAGCUUCAGGGUGACAUCAUGAACUCUGCCUAAUGGAGACUGAUACCUUCUGCCCAGAGAUGUUGUAAACAGUGAUUCUUCAAAACAAGUGCUUCAGCCUCCUAGGUUUACCCUGAAUUUUAGCUUUCUACCUACAUGUAUUUGUU